GGGGCGGCCCGCACAUGGCCGCGCCGUCCCGCCCGGGCCUGCCCGAUGUCCGGGCGGCCGAGAAGCGGCUGCGGGGCCGGAUCCACCGCACCCCGCUGCUCACCAGCGCGAGCCUGGACCGCCUGGCCGGCAGACGGCUGCUCUUCAAGUGCGAGCUCUUCCAGAGGACUGGCUCCUUCAAGAUCCGUGGUGCCCUGAACGCUGUCAGGACCCUUGUUGAGGACACUCAGCGUGCUGGUGGGGGGCUGCCCCGUGCCGUGGUGACACACAGCAGCGGGAACCAUGGCCAGGCACUCGCCUGUGCUGCCCAGGCAGAAGGGAUCCCAGCCUACAUCGUGGUGCCCCGGACAGCCCCGGGCUGUAAGCAAGCUGCCAUCAGCAGCUAUGGUGCCACGCUGGUGCUCUGUGAGCCCAGUGACAAGUCCAGAGCAGAGACAGCAGCUCGUGUAGUCCAGGAGACAGGAGGAGUGAUGGUGCACCCGAACCAGGAGCCAGCAGUGAUUGCAGGGCAAGGCACUAUUGCCCUGGAGGUGCUGGAGCAGGCACCCGAGGUCAACGCCGUGGUGGUUCCUGUUGGAGGUGGAGGAAUGAUUGCAGGAAUAGCUGUGGCCAUCAAGGCUCUGAGACCAGACGUGAAGGUGUUUGCUGCCGAGCCACAGAAUGCAGAUGACUGUUACCAGUCCAAGGUAAGGGGGGAGCUGACCCCCAACCUUCACCCCCCGGACACCAUCGCAGAUGCAGUUAAAACCAGCAUCGGACCAACCACGUGGCCCAUCAUCAGGGACUGGGUUGAUGAUGUCCUCACAGUCUCAGAGGAAGAAAUCAAGAGAGCCACACAGCUGGUGUGGGAACGGAUGAAGCUGCUGAUUGAGCCAACAGCGGGGGUGGGAGUGGCAGCCGUGCUCUCGGAGCAGUUCCAGGCCAUCCCCCGGGAUGUGGAGAACGUUUGUGUCGUGCUCUGCGGGGGAAACGUGGACCUGAGCUCCCUGACCUGGCUGACAGACCUCCCUGGGAAAGCAGAAUGAGAAGGGAGUGGUGUCUGGAGCAGCAGAAACCUCACACUGCAGUUGUACAGUCUGGUUUGUGCACUAAAAAGAUUAAUGACCCCAAA
Messenger RNA from Apus apus (common swift), 1111 nucleotides. It is a transcript of the gene SRR, whose product is annotated as serine racemase. Gene Ontology annotation, biological process: pyruvate biosynthetic process; D-serine biosynthetic process; L-serine metabolic process. The transcript has 7 exons. Lineage: Eukaryota; Metazoa; Chordata; Aves; Apodiformes; Apodidae. The record is from RefSeq and is a predicted model, not a curated record. The coding region runs from base 15 to 1025 and encodes 336 amino acids. Gene Ontology annotation, molecular function: L-serine ammonia-lyase activity; pyridoxal phosphate binding; threonine racemase activity.